Messenger RNA from Pieris rapae (cabbage white), 1181 nucleotides. RefSeq names its product sulfotransferase 1C4. Gene Ontology annotation, biological process: sulfation. Bases 75 to 1091 code for a protein of 338 amino acids. The transcript is spliced from 7 exons. Gene Ontology annotation, cellular component: cytoplasm. The record is from RefSeq and is a predicted model, not a curated record. Lineage: Eukaryota; Metazoa; Arthropoda; Insecta; Lepidoptera; Pieridae. Gene Ontology annotation, molecular function: sulfotransferase activity.
UCACAAAUAAAAUUAUUUACCAGUUUUUAAUCAUUAUCAGACAUAAUCAUACAACUCGCAGGACAACAUUCAAAAUGGCUGACGCGGAAACUGCACUGAAAUUUAAGGAAUUGGACGAGGAGACCCAGAAAACAAUGAGAAAACUGUUCCCAGGUGAACGCGGUGGCUUUGUUCGCAUUGGUCCUAAAGGGUACCUCGUUACUGAGAGGUAUAAGGAAAUGGCAGCUGAUAUUUAUAACAUGGAAAUUAGACCAAGCGAUGUUUGGGUUGUCACUUAUGCAAGAUCAGGUACAACAUGGACCCAGGAGUUAGUUUGGAUGGUGGCCAAUGACCUGGACUAUAAGACAUCCAAAGCCAUUGUACUUCCAGAGAGAUUCCCAUUUUUAGAACACGCAAUGAUGUUAUAUCCAUCAUUAAAACAAGAAAUUUUAGAAGAGAAAAAUAAUGACCCGCAUAUCAAAAAAGUACUAGAAUUGUUUUCGGAACCCUUCGCAAAGCCGUUAGCAUCGGCACCCUCACCACGCUUUAUUAAAUCUCAUCUACCAAUUACUCUGCUAUCACCGAAGCUUUUGAAUGCUAAAGUAGUAUACGUAGCAAGAGACCCAAGAGAUGCUGCUGUCUCCUUCUGGCACAUGGGUUCUUCUUUAAGAACAAUAUCCUUUGAUGGAGACUUCAAAACGUACUGGAACUUAUUUAUGAAAGACUUACUUUACUGGACACCGUUUUUCGAGCACCUAAAGGAGGCGUGGGAGCAACGUAACCAUCCCAAUCUACUUUUUAUAUUCUAUGAGGAAUUACAGAAGGAUCUUAAAGGGGUAGUACAUCGCGUGGCUGACUUUUUGGGGAAGACAUACAGCGAACAACAAAUCAUCGAUCUUUGCGACCAUCUCAACUUCAAAAAUUUCAAGACUAAUCCAGCCGUUAACAGUGACUUAUUGAGAGAUAUUGGUUUAGUUCACAACAAACACGAAUUUAUCAGAAAAGGUAAGACUGGUGGCUGGCGAGACUAUUUUGAUGAUGAGAUGACGGCCCAAGCGGAUAAGUGGAUGGAAGAAAACCUUCGUGACACAGAUCUUCGUUUCCCAAAUUAAUAAAUUUAUUAAAGGUGUUACCCAAAAAACUAAUAAUUUACACUUUUAAAAAUUAUGAUGUGUGUUGUCCUAAUAAAUAGGUAUAACACA